GGGAGGUUUUACCGUACUUCCGAGGGAGUAAAAUAUUUUUUGGGUCCACUUUCGUCCCAAUACAGUAACUUCACACCUUCGCUCUUUCUUAGAAGCCCUAAUUUGUUUCCGAAGCCCUAAUUUUACUGCAUUUGAUCAAUUUUCAUUUAAAUCUCCCCAUCAAUGGAGAUAAAUCCAAAAUUUGGUAUUUUCAACCAAUUUUUUCCUCUUGAAUUACCCCAUUUUCGGUACUUUCAGUUGAUUUUUUUAUAACGAGUUGCACAAGUUUCAUUUGACUAUUUGUAUCAAUGGCAGGAAAUUCUAGAUUCAUUGUUUUGUACAAGUUUUGGCUCUAGAAAAACCUUUGCUUCUGUGUUCCCAGUCAAUUUUUUAACAACCAGAAAAGCAAAUUUCAUUGCUCUGUAAAACAGGCUUGGAAAAUUGUUAUUCUCUUUAGCCAUGCAUCUAUGGCCGUCUCUGAGGUUGAGAGACGCAUUCAAGUUCGACUACUUGACGAAGAUAGAAUGGAAAAUGAAGCGGAUGAAGGAAGAGAAAGCUGAUGAAUCUCAGAGACAAAGGUUACUGGAGGAUAAGCAAGGGGAUGGUACUGAUGCUAAAGAUGUGGUUGAUGAGGGAGAAGCCAUGGGCUCUGAUGAUCAUGGGAUCCAUGGGUUUUGUAAGGAUUUUUUUCUGAUUCUCUCUUGCUGCUAUUGCUGCUUCUGUUGUGGAGCAUGUGAAGAAGAGAACGACAGAUGAUGCUUCGCAAACUGUGCUUAUGGAAUAACACUGCUAUCACCAGAACUGAGAUUACUGUUAAGGUUUGAGAGCCUUCAGUCACUGUACAUAGUUGGUGCGAUGCUCAUUCUGUGUAAACAACACAAUAUGGUAUUUCACUCUAAUGCUUAUUUGAUUUCUUCAUUCUCCUAGUA
Messenger RNA from Amborella trichopoda, 908 nucleotides. Lineage: Eukaryota; Viridiplantae; Streptophyta; Magnoliopsida; Amborellales; Amborellaceae. The record is from RefSeq and is a predicted model, not a curated record.